Molecule: messenger RNA, 2682 nt
Organism: Corapipo altera (White-ruffed manakin)
Lineage: Eukaryota; Metazoa; Chordata; Aves; Passeriformes; Pipridae
Product: multidrug resistance protein 1-like
Exons: 19
Coding region: 304-2682 (792 amino acids)
Biological process (GO): transmembrane transport
Cellular component (GO): membrane
Molecular function (GO): ATP binding; ATP hydrolysis activity; ABC-type transporter activity
Source: RefSeq, a predicted model, not a curated record
ACUUCAGCUGUCUGUGAUCCAAGACACAGUUGUGUCACCAUCUCUCAGACUUGUGAGGAAAUUGCUAAAUUCUGAUCAAGAACUACAAAGAAAUUGAUAAAGGAGACUUCUGCAAGAUGGGUCGUGUUUUCCUGGAUUAGACUUAGAAGAUUGGAAAAGAAGCAAAAGAGUAAAAGAAUCCUUUGGUGUUAUUUGGUUUCUUUCUCACUGUGUAUUCAAGAAUGGGCUCAUCCUUAAGUGUAACAGUUACUUGGAGCAUUCAGCAACACCUCUGAUAAGGGAGCUAUUUUCAAUAAAUUUAAAAUGCAUUCUGAAGAUGAAAAGAAGAACUAUACUGCAGAUGGAAAUAUUCAUGAUGUUGCCAGCCAGGGUCAUGAAUCUGAAGACAAACAAAAGAAAAAGAAGAAGCAGAAGAAAGGGGAAAAACCUAAGGUGGUCAGCCCUUUUGCUCUGUUUCGAUACUCCACUUGGUCAGAUAAAAUGUUAAUGACACUGGGCACUAUUCUGGCAGUAGCCCAUGGAAGCUCUCUCCCUAUUUCGAUGAUAAUUUUUGGUGAAAUGACGGACAGCUUUGUUGCUUCUGGAGACUUAAAUUUUACAGGACUGAAUUCUUCUCAAAUGAAUUUCACUGCAGACAUGCUCGAGAAGCUGGAAGAAGAUAUGACAAGAUAUGCAUACUACUAUUGUGGAAUAGCAGCUGGUGUUCUUCUUGCUGCUUAUUUACAAACUUCACUCUGGACACUAACAGCAGGUCGACAAAUAAAAAAAAUUAGAGAAGAAUUUUUUCAUGCAAUUAUGAGACAGGAAAUUGGAUGGUUUGAUGUAAAUGAUGUGGGAGAACUUAACACUCGUCUUCUAGAUGAUGUCUCCAAGAUUAAUGAAGGAAUAGGUCACAAGGUUGGACUUCUUGUUCAACAACUAACGGCAUUUGUAGCAGGAUUUAUUGUUGGUCUUGUAAGAGGAUGGAAAUUAACCCUUGUAAUACUAGCAGUUAGUCCUGUCCUGGGACUUUCAGCAGCCAUCUGGGCAAAGGUUCUCUCUACUUUCACUGACAAAGAACAAGCAGCAUAUGCAAAAGCAGGUGCUGUUGCAGAGGAAGUUCUGGCAGCAAUCCGUACUGUAAUAGCUUUUGGAGGACAGGAAAAAGAAAUUAAAAGAUACCAUAAAAAUUUAGAAGAUGCUAAAAGGAUUGGAAUAAGAAAGGCUAUUAUAGCUAAUGUUUCUAUGGGUGUUGCUUACUUACUGGUAUAUGCAUCAUAUGCACUGGCCUUUUGGUAUGGAACUACUUUGAUCUUGACUGAUGAUUACACUAUUGGCCAAGUUCUGACGGUCUUUUUCUCUGUAUUGAUUGGAGCUUUCAGUAUUGGACAGACUGCUCCAAGCAUAGAGGCAUUUGCUAGUGCAAGAGGAGCUGCCUAUGUGGUCUUUAAUAUAAUAGACAAUGAACCUCAAAUUGACAGUUACUCAGAGGCGGGUUACAAACCGGACUACAUUAAAGGAAACUUGGAAUUCGAGAAUGUUUACUUCAAUUAUCCAUCCAGACCAGACGUUGAGAUACUGAAGGGCUUGAAUCUCAAGAUUAGUUCUGGCCAGACAGUGGCCCUGGUUGGCAGCAGUGGCUGUGGGAAAAGUACAACUGUUCAGCUCAUCCAGAGAUUUUAUGAUCCCAAGGAAGGCACGGUUACCAUUGAUGGGCAGGAUAUUAAGACCUUGAAUGUAAGAUAUCUGCGGGAGAUUAUCGGUGUGGUGAAUCAGGAGCCCGUGCUCUUUGCUACCACUAUUGCAGAAAAUAUUCGUUAUGGCCGUGAGGACGUCACCAUGGAAGAGAUUGAAAAAGCUACCAAGGAAGCCAAUGCUUAUGACUUCAUCAUGAAGCUGCCCAAGAAGUUUGAAACCGUGGUUGGAGAAAGAGGGGCACAGCUGAGUGGAGGCCAGAAACAAAGAAUAGCAAUUGCCCGAGCUCUGGUUCGCAAUCCUAAAAUUCUUCUGCUUGAUGAGGCAACAUCAGCUUUGGAUACUGAAAGUGAAUCAGUUGUGCAGGCAGCACUGGACAAGGCAAGGGAAGGACGCACUACAGUUGUAGUGGCUCAUCGGCUGUCAACAGUGCGAAAUGCAGAUCAUAUAGCUGUGUUUGAAGGUGGAGUUGUCGCAGAGCAAGGAAAUCAUGUUAAACUGCUUGAGAGGAAGGGAAUCUACUACAAACUUGUUAACAUGCAGGCAAUAGAAGCUGAAGUUCCCUCGUCAGAAAAAGACGAGAAUGCACUAAGUGUCAAAAAACGUGAAUCUGAACCAGAAUUUGAAGAAUCCCUAACAAGAGGAUUGAGAAGACGGUCAACUCAGAGAAGCAUGAAAAAGGCAGGAGAGAACGAUGAUGGCCCUGAUGAGAAAAAAAGUUCACCUGAGGAAAAAUUACCUCCAGCUUCAUUUUUGAAAAUUAUGAAGUUAAACAAAACUGAAUGGCCAUACUUUGUAGCUGGAACCUUAUGUGCAGUUAUCAAUGGAGCUUUACAACCUGGAUUUGCGAUCAUAUUUUCUGAAAUUAUAGGGAUUUUUUCAGAAACGGACAAGGACAUUUUAAGAGAACAGAGCAACUUAUAUUCACUACUGUUUUUAGUACUUGGGAUAAUUUCCUUUUUUACUUUCUUUUUGCAGGUAUGUUUUAUUAUUUUUACUUUAUUAUAA